Molecule: messenger RNA, 1986 nt
Organism: Ricinus communis (castor bean)
Lineage: Eukaryota; Viridiplantae; Streptophyta; Magnoliopsida; Malpighiales; Euphorbiaceae
Product: dof zinc finger protein DOF5.4
Exons: 2
Coding region: 542-1483 (313 amino acids)
Biological process (GO): regulation of DNA-templated transcription
Molecular function (GO): DNA binding; DNA-binding transcription factor activity
Source: RefSeq, a predicted model, not a curated record
AGCAGAGGCAGAUAAGUCGGAGGUGGCCGACAAGUAGACAGCCUGAUUUUGUGGACAGCAACUCUCCCUCUUUUAAUGCCGUCCACGUGUUCCUUAAUCGAUGGCUCGAUCUUCUCCUCCUUCCGUACGGUCCGAUGCCAUUCCCUUCAAAUUCCCAACGCUCAUCCCUUUCUAGUGUCUAAUUUUGAGUUUUCACACUUCCGAAGGACAUCCGUAGGAAAUUCGAAUACUGUUUAGGGAUAGUUCUGUCAUUUUGCUAGGUUGUGAAAAAAAUAAAAAAAAAUAAAAACAGAUAUAUGUUACUAGAAGAUUUUGAAGAGGAUAUUUGUCAGAGUUCAGAAACCUCUGUUUCUCCUGCUCUCGUACUCCAUUCUCUCUUUUCUUUAUCUCUUCCUUUGUUUCUGUGAGCGCUAAUUUCAUGCUUGGUUAAUGUGAGUUGUAUCAAAGGGAAACGUUGAAAACAGAUAUCACAAGCAAGAAUAUAUUAUUACUCCAAAAUCUGGUUAAAUUUGCAAUCUGUAGCGGAGGACGGUGAUCAGAAAUGCAAGACAUACACUCAAUUGGCGGCGGAGGACGGUUAUUCAGCGGCGGAGGAGGAGGUGACAGGAGAUUAAGAGCACACCAUCACCAAAACCAGCAAGCAUUAAAGUGCCCUAGGUGUGACUCACUCAACACCAAGUUUUGCUACUACAACAACUACAACCUCUCACAGCCACGCCACUUCUGUAAGAAUUGCCGUAGGUACUGGACUAAAGGCGGCGUCCUCCGUAACGUCCCUGUUGGCGGUGGAUGCCGGAAAACAAAGCGCUCGAAACCGAAACACACCACAACCACCACGACCAACUCAACUAUCACUGCACCUACCACUAGUACCAAUACAAGUACGAUUCUAGCACAAGAAGAAGAGAGAAAGUCAUCGAAUUCUCAUUCGAGCAGCGAAAGCUCUAGUUUAACUGCUACAAAUACUGCAACUGGUUUAGAAGCAGCGUCAAGCUCUGCUUCUGCUACAACUAAUAUAUUGAAUAAUGGAAUUGGUGAAUCUAAAUUAUAUGUGCAUCCAAACACGAACACUACAAGCUUUGAGCAUGGUUUGUUAGAGCAAGAAUCAGACUGUGGCAUCUUCUCAGAGAUUGCAAGUCUUACUAGUUUAAUUACUUCUUCUUCAAAUGACCAUUUGCAGUUUGGAUUUGGUCAUUUAAUGACCCAGCAUAGCCUUGAGAAUAAUCAGCAGUGGCAUCAACAGCAGAAGAUGGUGGGAAUAUGCGGACAGAAUGAUAUGGCGGGAGGGUUGGUUGAUCAGACGGUUCAUAUUGAGUUAUCAGCGUUGCAGAUUAAUGAUAGAUCAGGAAAAGGAGGACCGUUGGAUUGGCAAGCGAGUGGUGGAGAUCAAAGUUUGUUUGAUCUUCCUAACGCCGUCGAUCAAACUUACUGGAGCCAGAGCCAGUGGACUGAUCAGGAUCAACCUACUCUCUAUCUCCCUUAAAACCAACAAAACUAACUCGAGCUCGCGCCACGUCAGCGUUAUAAAGAUAAUGGUGGCGAUAAUUAUGACACGGGUUACAAAAUAAAAGGGAAUGCGAUGAAGUGUGUACGGAGUAGAGUGUGGGAGUGGAACAGUCAGUUCAGAGAGGGAGAGGGAGGUGGGUGGUAGGGGCCCACGUGUGUCAUAAACGAUCCCCAUGCGUGAUUAUGACUCCACGUGGCGAUGGUGGGAAAUUGCUAUCCAAGUGUCGUAGUCAUACUGGACAAGGGACACCACAGAGUCGGUUUGUCGUGAAGGGGAGGACUAUUUGCACUCCUCUUGAAUCUUCUUCCACUCCUUUAGCCCCACACACUAGGCGUUUGUGGAGUUUAAGCCAACUAGCGUAGCUUCUACUGUGUUUCUAUUAUAAUUCAGCAUUAAAAAUAUAAAAUAUAUAUUAUAACUGUUUAUAUUAAUUAUGUUAUUUUAUGUGGCACAGUAAUAAUUAACUAUAAGAUUGUAUC